AUACGGUUGUCAAACGGUCAACACCAGCCACAGCAGAAUCCCAAAAUGGCAUUCAAAUUCGCCGUCUUCGCCGCCAUUGUGGCCGUCGCCAACGCAGUCGCCAUCGGAUACCCGGCCCCGCUCGGUGCCGUCCAUGCCCCGUACGGAGCGUACCCGGCCGUCGCUAAGGUUGCUGCCGUCGCUAAGGUUACCGACGACUACGACCCGAACCCGCAGUACAGCUACAGCUACCACAUUGCCGAUGCUCUGACCGGAGACAACAAGGAACAGCAGGAAUCGCGCUCGGGAGAUGUUGUCACUGGCUCGUACGCUCUGGUUGAGCCCGAUGGCACCCGUCGUGUCGUUGAGUACACCGCCGACCCCGUCAACGGAUUCAACGCCGUUGUCCACCGUGAGCCACUGGGCGUGAAGGCCGUGGCCCCGGUUGCUGCCUAUCCCGCCGUCGCCAAGGUUGCCGCUCCGUACGGAUACCCCGCGUACGGCAAGGCCAUCCUCGGUUAAGCGGAACUGAUAUCAAGCGAUACUCAAGCGCGAUCAAUCGGCCAACGAUACUCGAGUGCGAGUGUGGCGAGCCGAUUGGUUGGAGCACCUGGGAUACAACGACGACGUUUGCUAACGCAUAAAAAUAACGGCCCAUAAUGAUCGAACAAUCGAAUUAUCUACACACCACGAUAACUCAUUUGUAAAUAUUAGCGCAAGUGCUUCGAGCAACAACCAACGAUCCAACAUCAUC
Molecule: messenger RNA, 733 nt
Organism: Anopheles cruzii
Lineage: Eukaryota; Metazoa; Arthropoda; Insecta; Diptera; Culicidae
Product: larval cuticle protein A2B-like
Exons: 3
Coding region: 46-501 (151 amino acids)
Cellular component (GO): extracellular matrix
Source: RefSeq, a predicted model, not a curated record